AUGGCUGGGUGCUGCCACAGGCUGGCCCUGCUGCCAAAGCUCUCUGGAGAAGAGGCCAAUAUCCCUGGCUACCUUCAGCUCCCAGCAACCCCUGAGCUGGGCCAGUGGCUUCAGCUGGCAUCCCUGAUACUACAGGCAUCUCCACCCUUGCGCACUCCCCUCGCUUCCCGGCCCCCGUGCCCACCUCCCGAGUCCCGCACCUACCCCUCGUUUCCCAGAGCCCUCCUCUCCAAGUGCCGCUGCCUCCCCAGCCUGCGCCUGGAUGGCCGGCUGAGCGAAGCCCUGCUGCCGACUGUCAAAGCCCUCCGCGCCGCCUCGGCCCCGCCCGCCAGCGGGUUGCCAUGGGGACUGCAGGUCAUUGUGACACCCCGCGCGACGGGAUGCCUGCGACGUGUCCGUCAGCCGAGCCCGACGCCCCCCAAGGGCGCGGAGCCCUUCCUCAGGAAGCGUCUGGCCUUCCUGAGGUUCUGGGACAAGAUCUAGGCGGGUGAGCCAGAGGACAGCAUCCCCGGGCCCCGGGGCCCUGACGCCGCCGUCGCCGGCCCAGAGCCUCCCCCACAGAGCCCUGAGUUGCGCUCUGUGCCCCCCGCGCAGCUCUUUCAUGCGCUCUACGACUUCACCGCGCGGUGCGCGGAGGAGCUGAGCGUCACUCGCGGGGACAGGCUCUACGCCCUCAAGGAGGAGGGCGACUAUAUCUUCGCCCGAAGGCUCUCCAGCCCGCGCAGCACCGGGCUGGUGCCCAUCAACUACGUUGCCAAAGCCACCCCUGAGAUGCUCUCAGACCAACCCUGGUACUUCUGUGAGAUCAACAGGACCCAGGCCCAGCAACUGCUCUUGUCCCCUGCUAACGCUCCAGGGGCCUUCCUCAUCCGGCCCAGCGAGAGCAGCCUUGGAGACUACUCACUGUCAGUCCGGGCCCAGGCCAAAGUCUGCCACUACCGCAUCAGUACAGCCCCGGGAGGCGGCCUCUACCUGCAGGAGGGCCGGCUCUUCCCCAGCCUGCAGUCUCUGCUCGCCUACUACAAGGCCAACUGGAAGCUGAUCCAGAACCCACUGCUGCAGCCCUGCGUGCCCCAGAGGCCCCCAGCACAGGACAAGUGGGAGCGACCUCGCUCAGAAUUUGUCCUUGGGAAGAAGCUGGGUGAAGGCUACUUCGGGCAAGUGUGGGAAGGCCUGUGGCAGGGCUCUGUGCCCGUGGCAGUCAAGACCAUUAAGUCAGCCAACAUGAGGUUGGCUGAACUGGCCAAGGAGAUCGAGGCGCUGAAGACCCUGAGGCACGAGCGGCUCAUCCGGCUGUAUGCCGUGUGCUCCGAUGGAGAGCCUGUGUACAUCGUCACGGAGCUCAUGUGCAAGGGCAGUCUGCAGUCCUAUCUGGGAAGCCCCGAGGGCCGGGCCCUGAGCCUGCCGCUCUUGCUGAGCUUCGCCUGCCAGGUGGCCGAGGGCAUGGGCUACCUGGAGGAGCAGCGUGUGGUCCACCGGGACCUGGCUGCCAGGAACGUGCUCGUGGGCAAUGACCUCACUUGCAAGGUGGCUGACUUUGGCCUGGCCCGGCUGCUCAAGGAUGAUGUCUACUCCCCAAGCAGUGGCUUCAAGAUCCCUGUCAAAUGGACGGCACCCGAGGCCGCCAACUACCGUGUCUUCACCCAGAAGUCAGACAUCUGGUCCUUUGGCAUCCUGCUCUACGAGAUCUUCACCUAUGGCCAGUGUCCCUAUGAAGGCAUGUCUAACCAGGAGACACUGCGGCAGGUCAGCCGAGGAUACCGGCUGCCGUGCCCAGCCGCCUGCCCAGCGGAGGUCUACACACUCAUGUCGAGGUGCUGGAAGGACAGCCCUGAGGAGCGGCCCACUUUUGCCAUGCUGUGGGAGAAGCUGGGCACCAUGCACAGGCACCUCCACCUGGCCCUCUUGUGACCAGGGCUCUGGCCAUGGGUGGCGGCCAGGGCCAAUGCUCUCUGCAGGGUGACCCCAGGUCAAGGCUGCACAGCUGGGAACCAAACCAGCAACUCCAGCUGUGGGCCUCCUGUGCUGACACGUAGGGACCUGGACACCUGCAGAUGGAGCUCAGCCACCCACACCCACCCAGAUGGCAGAGUGUCCUUUGCCUGGUGUGGCCUGUGUGCUUGGUGUCUCCAGGACAGAGGAAGCACAGAGUAGAGCCUCAGAGACACUGGGUGGAGAGGCCGCAGCUGGCCUUGUGCGGGUCCUCCUUGACUCCUUCCCAGGGUGAAGGAGGGGAAGAUUCCCCCACGUCCCACUGUGAGUUUAAGUGGCCAGUGCUGGGGCGCCCAGGCAGACCCAAUGGCACAUGUGUGCACAUAGGGCUGGCCCUGUCUCCUGCCCCCUGUAGGCACU
This is a messenger RNA of Marmota flaviventris (yellow-bellied marmot), 2352 nucleotides long. NCBI's taxonomy places the organism in Eukaryota, Metazoa, Chordata, Mammalia, Rodentia, Sciuridae. The record is from RefSeq and is a predicted model, not a curated record.